This is a messenger RNA of Myotis daubentonii (Daubenton's bat), 1101 nucleotides long. RefSeq names its product CKLF like MARVEL transmembrane domain containing 2 (gene CMTM2). Gene Ontology annotation, cellular component: membrane. The record is from RefSeq and is a predicted model, not a curated record. Lineage: Eukaryota; Metazoa; Chordata; Mammalia; Chiroptera; Vespertilionidae.
UGCACAGGGCACCACGCGUUGGCUCCGCUCGUCUUCGGCCGUUGGCUGAGCGAGGCCUCUGAGCAAGUCGGUUGGCGCCCGACUUGGCUCAAGGUCAGGCCUGUCCGGGAACAGCAAGAAGAAGUUGGGCCGGCCCGUGAGAAGCCCAAAGGGUCCCCGCCACGAUGGCAGAUAAAGGCAAAAAGGGGGACAAGCCGGGGGCACCUCCUCCAGGCGGCAAGAAGGAGGGAGAGCAACCGCCGGGGGAGGGGAAGAAGGGGAAGGACGAGGGGAAGGGGAAGGAGGAGGAAAAGAAGGGGAAGGAGGAGGAAAAGAAGGACGAGCCGCCGCCCAAGCCCAAAUCCGUGCAGCCCAAGGACAAUGUGGGCACGCGGAAGGGGUGCCGCCGCUACAGGUGGGAGUUGAAGGACAGCAACAAGGAGUUCUGGGCGAUGGGGCACGCCGAGGUCAAGCUCCUGAGCGUGGGCUGCCUGAUCGCUGCGCUCGUCAUGUUCACCGGCACCGUGGUGCACCCGCUCCUCUCGCUCAUGAUCACCAUGGAAAUGUCCGUCUUCCUCUUCUUCAUCGUCGUCUACACCUUCGCCAUCAACAGAUACAUGCCCUUCAUCCUGUGGCCCAUCACUGACCUUCUCAACGACCUGUUCGCCACCGCUUUCCUGGCAGGCGCUGUGGGCUUUGCUGUGCAAUCUCGCCAAACCAUGCCAGUGAACUACUUUGUUGCUGUGAUCCUUAUCGGUUUGGCCGCAUUUUUCCCUUUAAUCGAUAUAUGCCUUCAAAGAAAACACUUCAGAGGCAAGAAGGUCAGAAAGAAUGUGCUGGUUCCUCCUCAAAAAAUGGCAGGUGCUUCAAAGGAAGAGCCAAAAGCGGAGGCAGCAAAGCCAAAGGACGACAAAAAGGGAAAGCCGGCGCCAGCAGCAGCAGCAGCAGCGGGAGGAGCAGCACCAGCAGAAGCAGCAGCAGCAAAGCCAGGCAAGAAAUGACACCAAGGAGAAGCCGGUGGUCAGACGUGGCCGUGUAUUUUACAACGAAGCAGAGUCCCACCCACUGUCUUCCUUGUCUUCUUUCUCAAUGAUUUUCUUGUCCACUUAAAUAACCACCUCU